This is a messenger RNA of Monopterus albus (swamp eel), 2169 nucleotides long. RefSeq names its product LTV1 ribosome biogenesis factor (gene ltv1). The transcript is spliced from 11 exons. Bases 349 to 1764 code for a protein of 471 amino acids. The record is from RefSeq and is a predicted model, not a curated record. Gene Ontology annotation, cellular component: preribosome, small subunit precursor; nucleus; cytosol. NCBI's taxonomy places the organism in Eukaryota, Metazoa, Chordata, Actinopteri, Synbranchiformes, Synbranchidae. Gene Ontology annotation, biological process: ribosomal small subunit export from nucleus; ribosomal small subunit biogenesis.
GUAGACAACCACUGUCUACAAUAAAACGAAUUGCAUCAUUAAUAGAAACACAUUAGUCCAUUUAGAUUGUUUCUGACUGACAUAUCAUUUUAAGCCAGGAAUCAAAGUUCAUCCCAUGUGGUGUCUGUAUUAAAGUAUCGUUAUAUCGUUGUCUCCCCCCGCGGUUCUCUGAAAUGGUUCCCUCCAGUAAUGGCAGCAGCAGCAUGGUGAAGGAGGCUCCGGCGUGGAGAAACAACGACAGUGUCUGGAUUUAGAAGUUUAUUUGUUUUAACAUCUACCAGUAAUUGGACGAUUUGGGACCUUUAAGUUCUGCCAGUCGAAGAAAACCUUCAGAGAUUCCGUUACAAAAUGCCUCAUCGAAAGAAGAAAUCAUUCAUUGAAAAAAAGAAGGCGGUGACCUUUCACCUUGUCCACAGAAGUCAGAGGGACCCGCUGGCCGCAGAUGAGAAAGCCCCUCAACACGUCCUCCUGCCCACCGCCACGGUGGAUGCAGAGAAGCGGCAUGAGGAGCAGAGGAAAUUUGGAGUUUUCUUUGAUGAUGACUACGAUUACCUGCAGCACCUGAAGGAGACGUCCGGCCUGUCCGAGAUGGUGGCGGCCGACUCCUCGUACAGCGACACACGACGGGUUGACCUCUGUGAGGAGAGUGAGGAGAAUGAGGAGGAGAGAGACGGGGACAGAGCUUUUCCUGCGUCCACCAUCAACCUGCCCUCGUCAGUGUUCGCCUCAGAGUUUGAAGAGGAGGUGGGUCUCCUGAACAAGGCUGCUCCAAUCUCAGGACCCCGACUGGACAUGGAUCCCGACAUUGUGGCCGCUCUUGACGACGACUUUAACUACGACGACCCCGACAACAUCCUGGACGAUGACUUUAUCAGCAAAGCAAACAGUGCGUGUGCAGCAGCAGGCACAGACGCUGAGUUCAAUGAAGAUGACGAUGAUGAGUGGGAAGACACAGACGAGGAAGGUGACUUCGACUCUGAGGGCGGUUUGUCGGAGGACGAGGACGACCGCUGUGGAGAGCUUCUGUUCGCCGACGAGGAGACGAGGAGUCGAUUCACUGAGUACUCGCUGACGUCGUCUGUGAUGAGGAGGAACGAGCAGCUCACUCUGCUGGACGACCGCUUCGAAAAGUUCUACGAGCAGUUUGACGACGAUGAGAUCGGGGCCCUGGACAACGCUGAGCUGGAGGGCUUCAUCCAGCCGGACAGUGCUCGCCUCGAAGAAGUCAUCAAAGAUUACUUCACACAGAAAGAGAAGGAGUCGCUGAGGCCUGAUGACUUGGGUCCUAAAGAACUCCCUGCUGUGAAGGAGGAGGAUGACGAUGACGAGGAUGAAGAGGAGAUGGAGAUGGUUGUUAUCGAGGCUCCAGAAGAGACGUGGGACUGUGAAACCAUCAUCAGCACAUAUUCCAACAUGUACAACAGACCCAAAGUCAUCGAAGAGCCGCCAAAGCCGAAGCCGAUUCGCAUGUCCAACAGGACGGGCAUCCCUCUGGACGUCCUCCCUGCCAAGGGCCUGACCGCCAAGCAGGCGGAACGCAUGACGAGGAUCAACGACUCAGACCUGCCUCGUGUCUCCACCCAGCCCCGAGACAGGGACGAGAGCAAAGAGGAGAGGAAGGCGAGGAAACAGGCCGUCAAGGAGGAGCGCAAGGAGAGGAGAGCGGAGAAGAAAGCCAACAAGAUGGCGUUCAAGGAAGAAAAGGUCCGACAGGAGAAGCAGAUGUUGAACCUGAGAACAAACAUUCAAGGCCUGAAGCUUUAGCGGCCAAUGGACUUUUUACCCGUGUGCGUCAGCGGCCACGCUGCUCUUCACCGACGGACUGACGAGAGUUUGUACGCCAGAGCGGCCGAGAGUUACUGUAUUUAACUUUAAAUAAAAGGAGCAGAAAUGAACUUUAUCUACAGUCAUAAUGCUGUUUGAAAGACAGGAACGCUAAAAGCUGGGGAUUGAAAGGUACAGGUCAGUAGAGCCGCCCCCUGAACGCCGACUGGGCGAAUCAUCAGUUGACUGAGAUUCUUCAAGCCCAACUUUUUCUGUCAGCCAUUGUGCAUUACAGUAGAAACUACCCCAGCCCCCUGGUGGAUGUUGUCAUCUUGUCCUCGUUCUGGUGCAUCGGUUUGCUCAGACGGGGACCACUUUAACUGGAGAAUGCCCCCCCCCCCCCCC